Molecule: messenger RNA, 654 nt
Organism: Brassica napus (rape)
Lineage: Eukaryota; Viridiplantae; Streptophyta; Magnoliopsida; Brassicales; Brassicaceae
Exons: 2
Coding region: 1-654 (217 amino acids)
Molecular function (GO): zinc ion binding
Source: RefSeq, a predicted model, not a curated record
AUGACUAGCAAUAUAGCUGAGCAGCUGAACAACGCUUUGGUGGAAGGGAGGACGUCUCCGAUAAUGGAAUUGAUAAUAUUCAUUCAGAGGAUGAUGACAAGGUGGUUUUCUGCUAGGAGAAAGAAAGCAGAGAAGCAUAGGGGGAUUGUUAGUGUGGAGGUUGAUAAAGAGAUGACCAAAAGUAUGGCAAUAAUGAAGGGUAGCAAAGUGAACUCGGUCUCUAAUUGGACUUGUGAAAUUGUGGGAAAGUUUAGAAGAAAGGAGCGUGUGAUGCUUGCUGAAAAGAAAUGUGAUUGCAAGUAUUUUGAUAAGCUACAAAUUCCCUGUGGUCAUGCAAUGAUUGCUGCUGACAGUUUGGGAGUGACAUAUGAAACAUUGGUGGGUCACUGGUACAAGACAACGACUUGGAGGGAGACAUAUGCUGGUAUAAUUAAUCCGGAGGGAGAUCCAAGAGAUGUGGAUGUUCCUGAACACGUUAAGGAGAUGGUGUUGAUGCCGCCCUUAACGUCGAGGCCAGCAGGGCGUCGUAGGAAGAAUAGAAUCCCCUCUACUGGUGAAUUCCCGGUGUUUAAGAAGACAAAGCUGAUUCCUAAUAGGUGUGGAAGAUAUCGUGGUGUAGGGCACAACAGGAGCCGUUGCAAUGAACCCAUAUAG